Eurytemora carolleeae is the source of this 709-nucleotide messenger RNA. Its product is annotated as LYR motif-containing protein 1. Gene Ontology annotation, cellular component: mitochondrion. The record is from RefSeq and is a predicted model, not a curated record. NCBI's taxonomy places the organism in Eukaryota, Metazoa, Arthropoda, Copepoda, Calanoida, Temoridae. The coding region runs from base 163 to 537 and encodes 124 amino acids. The transcript is spliced from 5 exons.
UGAGGAAAGAGUACGAUCAGCACCGAGACGAGAUUGAUAUAGAACGAAUUCAACAGAUAAUGCAACGAGCAGUGAAAGAUGCAGAUUGGAUUCUGAAUAAAUACACGAAAUCAAAAUAAGAAAAGCUUCGAACUUUUGUUCUGUAUACCACGUGCUACCAAGAUGGCGCUGCGCUUAAAAGUUCUAAGCCUGUAUUCACGUGUACUCCGCUUAUCACGGAGUUGGGUAGCAACUAAUCCCGUGGAAACAGGAGUAGAAAGAGAAUAUAUUGAGUCAGAGGCUAAAUUACUCUUCAGAAAAAAUGCUGGUCUUAUCAACGAGUUAGAGAUAAAAGAAAGAAUCAGAGAGGCUGAGGCCCGUGUGACAAUGGCAGAACAUUACAAAAACCCGUACCCCCGACCAGUGAACCUGCCCAAGAGGUCCUAUUCUAAGCAGGAGGGGAAGAGGGUUGGGAAAGCUAUUCAGAAAAUGAACGAACAAAGCAGGCCUGUGUACAUUAGGUCUACAGAUGAUGCCGUGGGGAAAUCGAAACCUUGAUUUAUAAAACAGAAAAUUAAUUUAAACAGACAAUUUAUCCACCUUUGUUAUGUGAUAAUCCAGCUCAAUAAGUAGUGAUUUUAGAUAUUUAGAUAGAAUUAGAUAUUUAUAUCGAGAUAUUUAUGAUAUAGCCAAGAUUUUGCAAGUUUUAUUGUUCUUUUGCAAAUUUCAG